Molecule: messenger RNA, 2253 nt
Organism: Daphnia carinata
Lineage: Eukaryota; Metazoa; Arthropoda; Branchiopoda; Diplostraca; Daphniidae
Exons: 2
Coding region: 221-1747 (508 amino acids)
Source: RefSeq, a predicted model, not a curated record
CCCAAUACAGUACUUGUUUGUGAAUAAAAAUAAUUGAAAUACGAGAAUCUUUAAGUUUAAUUCGUUUCCAUUUUGUGCAAUGUAAUUAGAUUUAUUUUAAUCGGUAAAACUGGCAGACGAUUUGGCAGUUGUGUUAUUAAGAUCAAGUCAAAUUCCUCAAAUCGUUUGCUUGACUCGUUUCUAUCUGGCUGUACACGAAGAGUUGAGACGACUAGGCUCAAUGACUAAGUGCAAGUCCUGCAACGAAGAACGUUGCGAGAAAAGGUACGAAAAGCGUAACUUGUGCGACGAUGCUGAAAACUGCACUUGCACUUGCCAUGAAGAACCAAAAACGACAUUUUGGAAAGCUACCGGAAGCGUCCUCUUGGGCGCGGCAGCUUUUGCGGGCGGCGUUGUUUUGACAGUAUCCACAGGAGGCUUGGGUACGGUUGGUAUAGCAGCCGUUAUAGGUGGCGGUGUACUAACUGGUGCUGGUGCAACCGCUGCCAUCCAUCCUAUCGCUAAGCAGUUGAACGGUGAACGCAUGACAGGUACCGACUACGUCAAAGAUUUGGCCAUAGGAGGUACUGUGGGCGCCAUCACUGGCGGUAUCGGUGCUGGAGGAGCCAGUGUCACCACAUCCAUUGCUUCCAAAGUUGGUACGGAAUCUUUGAAGCAAGGAGCUGUCAAAUUAGGUUGUCGCACUGUGGUCGGAGCUGUAUCUGGCGGUACGGCCAGUGCCAUCCAAGAGGGCGUCAAUGCGACUUCCGGUGACGCAACUCAGUUUAACGGAAUGAAUGUCUUGAAAGGUGCCCUUCUGGGCGCUGCAACUGGAGGAGUUGGCCACGUCACUGGCGGCGCGGCAAAAUUAGUUGAUAAUGGAGUCGCCAAAAGUGUGACUAAAGUUGUCGCUGACACCGCCGGUACGGCAGUUAUUGACGCAACCUAUCAGAAGAUUGUCGAUGGCAAAGUGGACGGGAAGAAAUUGGCGCUCAAUGCUGGCGCCAGAGCAGCAACAUCAGCUGCAUAUGAAGCCGUCUCCAAUGCAACCUACAAAGCCCACGGAGGUAAAGAAGUACUUCAAGACAAGCUAGGAGACAAGGAGAUACUGGAUGAAGUCGAUUCUGCCGAUCGGGAAAACGCCGUUAAGGCUAAAAAAUUUGUAAAGCAACUAACUGCCGAACAGAUUGAAAAGCAAAUUGUACUAGCGGAGGAAGUAUCAAGCGCUAAACAGAAAUUGCAAAUGAUGCAAGACAAACAGAGCAAAAUCCAAAGUAAACUGAAUGACGCCAACAAACAACUGAGUGAAAUUACUAAGAACCCCUCUUUCCGACAAGACGCCGCUUCUGCGGACACUCUGAAGCAACUGCAGGAUCAGAAGGGAUUGCUGCAGAAAGAGUCAAAACUAUUAGGAAAAAAAAUAGUUCAGUUCACCAAAGAAGUGCUUAAGGAACUGCCUCGGCCGCAAAAGUUAGGCGACCAAAAGUUGCAUGCACUUGAUUCUGAACACAGUAGACAGUUUGCGGCUGAUUUGCCUGAGGACAGUACCAGUGGACGGGGUGCGAAGCGAGUCGUAUUUGACGUGAAGGUAAAUGAGGACGGAACUGUGAAGAAUGUGAAGAUUGCUGGGAUUAUCGACGAUCACGAUUACACCAAAGUGCCGAAAUAUGGCGAAGUCAAAGUGCCCGAGCUCACAGUUGUUGAGCCGUUCGUUAUGCCCAAGGAAGACGAAGAAGAGGACGAUAAGGAAAAGAAGAAAAAGCAAUGAAGAUAUACAAUGGGUGAUUGGCAUAGGAUUCUCGAAACAUGUAUACCUUUUCUAGACCAUAGUAGUCUUGUGGUGCAUUACCAAUUUGUGCCUUGGUUUUAACUUUCAUCAAGAUCUUGUUCUAAAUAUUUUCUUUACUGAAAUUCAGUAAAGUGAAACGAUUAGUUUCCCCGCGUAUGAGCACUAUAAACAAAAAAUAUUGCCUUAUUGUAAGCUUACACAAUGGUUAACAUUUACUUUGAGAACAUGAACUUACUAUUAGAUGUUGUCUAAAUUUUUAUUUCAGUCCAGAUUGCAAUAUUUGCGUUACGAUUGCGUCCAUGGUACACAAUAUACGAUAUCGAAUAAUUAAAAAAUGCAUUUAGUGGUUUUCCUCGUUUUCAGCAUAUGUAAAUUAGCAUAACAGAAACACCUUUCUCACAGGAUACACGAAUAUUUAUGUCAAAAGCAGAACUUGCACUGCUGUCAUUGAGCUCCAAGAUAAUUUUGGAUAUUUUAUGCUUUCU